Messenger RNA from Laetiporus sulphureus 93-53, 1675 nucleotides. RefSeq lists its product as uncharacterized. The coding region runs from base 356 to 1501 and encodes 381 amino acids. The transcript has 3 exons. The record is from RefSeq and is a predicted model, not a curated record. NCBI's taxonomy places the organism in Eukaryota, Fungi, Basidiomycota, Agaricomycetes, Polyporales, Laetiporaceae.
CUUCCUCCCUGGUGGAGGCUGCUGAGGCAGUGCAUGUGAGUAGGUUCGCGAUGAGACAGCCGAGCGAUGGGUAUAGUCGCGUUAUGGCUAUGCGCCAGGGAUGGAAGGACGCGUUUAACAAGGCAUUGGUGGAGCAUGAGGUCCGUAGUGCGAAUGUUUAGAUUGUUGAUAGAGGACAUCCGAACUUGUUGCAAGUCUGUGGAUGUGUAGAUGACUGUGAAUUCGUGAUAAGUAGGGAUCGACUGUAUAAGGCUUUUGUUUGAGCGGAUCGGGCAGCGGAUCUGCAAGUCGUUUGAGGCCGCCCAUUCACCCCCAUCUUUUGACCAGUCUCACACUGUCACAUUCUGCAGCAUUAAUGUCGGGCGUGGUCGCAAUCCAGCCAUCCAACAUGGACAGCAAUAGUAUAGACUCCUUUCUGUUGCAGCUCGUGAAAAGGACGACUAAGAUGGUCGAUCAAAAUGCCGGUGAUGCAAGUAAUGACACUUUGGACAUCAUCGAUGGAUUGCUCAGAACGACCGCAGCCAACGUGCGGGCGACGUUGAACGCUAGACUUCCCAUCAACCGCUUGCCUCCCGAGAUUCUGACACUGAUCUUCAAAAUGCUUCGGGAUCCCGCUCUCUUGACGAGCGCUAACUCUUGGCAUUAUGAAAACCGCACGCAUGCUAUAUGGGAUCAUGAGGCGACAAACCCGCAAAAUCUAGUGACAGCGACUCACGCCUGUCGGCAUUGGCGGAAUGUCGCGCUCGCGAACGCGUCCCUCUGGGACACAUUAUGCUGCAAUCGCUUAGGCGCUGCCGUAGGGGAGUUUUUAGAGCGCUCCGGCUCUGUACCUCUUUGCGUUGUAGAAGAUGAUCGUGACCUGGGUGAUGCAUUUCUCAGCACGGUGCCGUUGCUCUCAGCGCGCUUGCGCGAACUUCAUUUCCUUGACCUCCCCGGCUAUAGAUACCAGGAACCGUUGUACGGUCUCAUGUCCGAGCUCCAAUUUCCAACUCCUCAUCUAAGGAUGCUCACACUUGGUGUUAGAAGAAGCUCCGGCCCCCGUGGUCACGGUGCCAUCCUGUUCAACGGCGUCACGCCAUGCUUGGAGCGGCUGUCCCUGUUCGGCCUACGCUGGUUGCCCACGAACCAAUUCCCUAAUCUAACCCAUCUUUACCUGUACAAUUACUGCCCGGUACCCAUCAAGCUUUCAUCCCUGCUGUCAAGAACUCUUCAACUCAUCGAUCUCGUAGUCUCUGAGGAAAAUGGCCGAGACAGAAAAGCCGCAUUGGACGAUUAUCCCCACACACCCUUGUUGUCAUUCACAACGACCGGACCACCGGACGAAAUUCUGAAAGUGUCACUUCCUCUACUUCAGAGGAUUGUCUUCCGUCAUGCUUCUGGAAUCCUCGCACAUGUCUUGCCAGGGCUCAUCAUCAGUGACGAUGCUGCCAUUCGAAUUGAAGACUUGACAAUCAGAGAUAGUUCAGAUUUCCUCAUCAUCCGUAACCUGUUGCAGCCCUGAGGGUCUUUGUUGAAUAUCGAUACCCAGAUAUUUCGAUCAUCGCCGUCGGCAAUUCCACUGGAUUUUCUUUACGCCACUUGGUGAGCAACGAACCAGAUGACUGGUGUGCUACCCUACCUCGGAUACUAUCUCUCCACAAGAUAGUCGAACUAUGGCUUCUUGAGGAGCAACAGA